AUGAAUUUCUCGCAGGCGUUCGAGGCCACCACUCUCGACUCCUUCGUCACAGGUCAAGUGCGAAAGAAGAUGGACGCUAUGGCUGAUGUUCUCAAGGCCGAACUUGAUGCCGCCCAGGGGCACAUCCGCGUCCUCAAUGUCCUAUACCAUAAAGGAGAUAUCGGCAUCACCACCGACGAGUUCGAGGAGAAUCUGGAGAACUUAGAGACAAAGAUUGUUCUCUGCCAAGUCAACCUAGCUGUGCUUCAACGCCACAAGAACCAAUUUAUCGGCGAAUAUAUCGAUGAUAUGGGAACACAAUUCGACGGUCGUAGGAUCGAUGAUGCCCUGACCAUCUUCAAGUCCCGCGAUGCUGCAGCACAAGAACGAUUCCGAAACGAUGUAUUCUCAGAAUAUGAUGCAAAUUUCGGUGAGCAUAAAUGGUGCUGCAUUUCUGGAUACACCGAGGAUUCCUGUGAUGUUGUCGCAGCUCAUAUCGUGCCGUACAAUAUGGGCGAAGUUAAUGCCGAGUACCUCUUCGGAAAGUCCGACCCAUCCAUGAAGAACGGCCACAUCAUGAGCUCUCAUAAUGGCAUUCCGAUGUUGAAAAGAUACGAGGAAAUGUUCGACGAUGGCCGUAUGACUCUGGUCCCGGUUCCCGGCACAACCAAGAUCCGGGUUGUUGUUUUUUCCGCUUUAGACCCCAACCCCACUGGUACCGCGAAGCAGCUCCAUGGCAAGGAACUGUCUUUCAGGAACGAUUUUCGCCCGUCUAAUCGCUAUCUUUACUACCAUUACGCAAUCUCCCUACUACGACGACAAAGACAUGCAGCCCCUGGGUGGUGGAGAACCUUUGGCCUCUAUGGGCGUCACACCACUUGGGCGACCCCGGGUCAGUUUUUACGGCAAUCUAGCAUGUUAACCCUAGCUCGAGAUAUCGGCCAUCUUCCUCCGGAGGAAGCAAACUUCUUUAUGUCCCCUCAGGGGCUUCCAGAAUCUGAGGCUCCCGAAUUUGACGGCCCUGACGAUGCGCAGAAAGACCUUGAGAUCGCCGCUGCAAUCAACAUGAAGCGGGGCCCAUUUGGCCUGAGAACCCCGUUUAUUAGAGAGCGUAGGGGAUCUGAUGAGGUGUGGAAAUUGGACUCUCAUAUUUCAGAGGAAUUUGCAGGCUAUUGCAACCCAACAGAGUAA
Ilyonectria robusta is the source of this 1170-nucleotide messenger RNA. RefSeq lists its product as uncharacterized. NCBI's taxonomy places the organism in Eukaryota, Fungi, Ascomycota, Sordariomycetes, Hypocreales, Nectriaceae. The record is from RefSeq and is a predicted model, not a curated record. The transcript is spliced from 2 exons. The coding region runs from base 1 to 1170 and encodes 389 amino acids.